AGACUCGCUGUCUCUCUGUGGAUAAUCACGCUCGCAAACCGCAUACCAAAGCGUUGGUUCUCCAGAGUCAAUUGAUCAGCGCUGCGAGUGAAGACUGACGGCCGGGUGGUGUUCACAUAGAUUUCCAGCUUAGCCAGCGCAGUCUCAAUCUUAGCCUCGACUCUGUCCAUUAGUACAUAGGGUAUUCGCUGCGCGGGCUUUAGUUGUUAAUCAAGUCUUGUUGUGAUCGCGUUCGGCGAGCGCGCUCCGUUGUCUAGUGUCAGUUAUUUGCUACAAUUUCAACAGCUAUUGACUGAACGCCGUUAUAGUGCAUAUUAUCGAGUCGAUUGCGAAAUUUUGGCAAUCGAAUUCGGCAUACAAAAUAUAUAUUUUUAAUACAUAAUUGAGCGGCGUUCGUUAGAUUUUUCGCCAGAAAUCCACUUGUGUAGAAUACGAAAUAUAAGUGACUUGUGUAUAAAAUGAAUUCGUUAUUUGGCAAUAUGUUCUGACAAAUAAGGAGCAACCAGUUAUUGAAGUGCAUUCCAAAUUAUAACCAAAAGAAAAAGAGUAAUUUUUAAAAGUCUCAAGAAAAUAUAUGAAUCAAAUACAUUUUUGUUUGAGUGGGCAUUGAUUGUGUGAUCUCUGUAGCAAUGAAAAAACUUUACGCCAAAGCAUCGUUUAAGAGUAAAAAACCAAGUCACAAAAAUUCCACUCAGGACUGCGUCGAUGGUGGUAUAUACAUCAGCAAGCCGCAGCAUGGACCAAUAAUACUAGCUUAUCAAAGUGGCUCCGCACAACAACAGACCCCACAAAGUCUAGCGGAUAUUGAUGUGAGCACAUCAACAAUGCGCAGAAAACACAGAAAGUCCACUCCCGAAGUCGCACAGUCGGCAGCCAAUAGCGCAGCUGCCAGUAAUGAAGAUGAAUCAUUUUUCCCACCGCCACCAUCGCGCACGCCCUCCUCAGCAUCGUCACUAUCCGCCAGCAAUCCCGCCAUCGCCCGUCUCUAUCAGCCAGACGAUUCCCAUUACUACUACUCCAUACAGGAGCUGCAACAGCUUAACAUGCUUGAUCAUCGACACCCGCACUUCCAUCGCCAUCAGCAGCAGCAGCAGCAUCAAUUGCUACACCAAUCCAACUCAGCGACAACAGCAGCAACCGUUGCGACCGCACCAACAACAACAUUCUAUGAGCAUCAUAAACUAGUGCUACAAUUGCCUAUGGCCGCAACAACGCCAACCUCACCCAUUUAUGAGGCACCGCACAUAGUCAACAAUUCAAGUGGUGGUGGUGGCGUCGGAGCGCGUUCACUAGACUACAGCUACAAUACGCAUCAUCCGCCACUGCGCUCAUACUUAGCAGCUGAUGACAUUGAGGGCAACGAUUUGGAUAAAGAUAGCGAUUUUAUGUUGGGCAGUGAUGGCCGAAUGGCGGGGUUUGGUUCAUUGCCUAUUGUGGAUGCUGAGGUUCAUGCUAGACGCUUGGGUUCGGCAUCGCCCUUGUCUAUGUCGCAGCGCUCCUCCACGCUGUCGUUCAGCAAUUCACGCAAAUUGCAACACACGCACUCCAUGCCGUCUAUUUGUUUGCGGAACGACCGGUCUGUGGGGGGUGAGGGCGACGCCGAUGACGAUUAUGGCGACGAUGACAGCGGCGGACUGCAACAAUUGCACGCAUAUAGACAACAACAACUGAAAUUACAACAACAACAACAAGAAGCGCAACAUAAACAGCAUUAUCAUCCGCAAACAACGCGUCAUAAUUCGGUCAAAGCGAAUUUAAUUAGUAAUUGGCCAACAAUAACAGCGAACGCUAAUGGAUAUGUUAGUGAGCAAAGUAUUAUUGGCGCGCGCGCCUCCGUCAUGGUGUACGAUGAUAACCUGAAGCGCUGGUUGCCAUCGGGCACCUCGGCCGGUCUCAGCAAAGUGCAGAUCUACCACCAUCAACAGAACAAUACAUUCCGCAUCGUUGGGCGCAAACUUCAGGAUCACGAGGUCGUCAUAAAUUGUUCUAUACUGAAGGGUCUCAAAUAUAAUCAAGCCACACCCACUUUUCAUCAAUGGCGCGAUUCGAAGUUCGUUUAUGGUUUGAACUUUUCCUCACAAAAUGAUGCGGAUGCAUUCGCUCGAGCCAUGGUUCACGCAUUGGAUGUGCUCAGUGGUCGUUUGGUCAACAACCCGGCUAUGGGUGGCGCUAUGGGUAUGGGUUUGCCCACAAACGGGAAUGGUUAUGAGGAGGAUAUGGGCUAUCGCACGAUGACUAGUGAGGAUGCGGCGAUUUUGCGGCAGCAACAACAAAUUACUGGACAAAUCACACCUUCCGCACAAACCCCAACUUCACAGGCCAAUCAGAACAAUAUACCACAAAGCCCACCGACUCCGCAGGGACAUCAUCGCACCAGCAGUGCUCCAGCGGCUCCGCAACCGCAGCAGAUGACAAUACCGCAGCAACAGCCACAGCCGCCAUAUGGACAGGCGGGCCAGCCGAACGGUUUGCAGCCACAGACGCAUGUUCCACCCGUACCAGGUCAGCCACAGUACCACGCACCUCAGCAGAUGCAACAGGCUCCGCAGGCCUCGCACGCCGUUUAUUCCGCACAACAGCUGGUCAACGCCGGCUAUCCGCAACAAUCACAGUACCAGCCCAGCCACUUUAUGUUAUCUAAUUCUAAUCCGAAUCUUAAUCUGCAUCAAUAUUCACAACAGCAACAGCCGCCGCCACAAUGCAUACCAGGGGCGCCCCAGCCACCAAUGCCGCCACCACAUCAGAAUGGUAUCGGUGGCGGCGGCGGUGGCGGCGGUCCAAUUUAUGUUUCCUCAUCGCAAUCGCAGCCAGCGCUGCCCACAUCCGUUAGCUCGAGCAGUGGCAUAUAUGGUGGACAACCAAUUCAGAUGCAACAACCACAAGCUCCAAGUGGUGUAUUGCAGAAUGGUAGUGGUGGCGGUGGUGGCGUAGGUGUUACUGCUGCUGCUGGUGCCGCUGCAGCACCGCCACCGCCUCCACCACCUCCAUUCGGAGGCAUAGGUGCUCCGGCUCCACCUAUGAUGGGUGGUAGUAGUGUACCUCCAGCACCGAUGCCGCCACCGGCAAAUGCUAAUCGUAGCGCACCACAAGCACCAGCUGCACCGCCACCACCACCGGCAGCAGCUGCGCCACCACCACCACCUCCGCCCCCGGCGGGAGGCGCUCCUUCAACGAAAAAAGACGAUCCUCAGGCCGAUCUUAUGGGUUCAUUGGCGGCUCAGUUGCAACAAGCCAAACUGAAGAAGAAUAAGCCAUCGGCGGCACCCACAGAGAAUAGCGGUAGCAGCACCUCUAGCGGUGGUAGCGGUAACUAUGGCACAAUCGGACGGAGCUCAACCGGUAUGGCUUCCAUGAUGGACGAAAUGGCUAAAACAUUGGCACGACGACGUGCUCAAGCCGAAAAGAAAGAGCCCGAAGCCGAACCGGAAGUAAAACAGCGACCCUGGGAAAAGUCCAACACUUUACCACACAAACUGGGCUCAUCAUCAUCGAAUACGAAUUGCAAUGCCUCUUCCAACACCACAUCGAACAGUGGUAGUGAGUCACCACGACCGAUGCGCAAGCGAUUCGGUAGCGCUAGCGAGGAAACGAUACUUAAGCAGGUUAAUGGCGAUGGUCUGUCAUUGGCUUUAUCGAGCACUGAGUUGGACACUUUAAAGGCUGAUAUACUGAAAGAGAUUCGUUCUGAGAUACAAAAGGUCAAACAAGAAAUAAUAGAAGUUAUAAAAUCCGAAUUCAAUCGAAGAUAAGAUCGGCAACAGUCUGGCACGAGCAGCAUUAGCAGCCGCCGAACGGUGAUCAAAAAUAUAUUUGUCGGUGAUAAAAUGAAGUAGUUGGAUAGCUGGAUAAAUAGAUGGAUGGGUGGAGUGUAUUGAAAUCCGUUGUGGACCUAUUUGUUUUAAUUUAGCAACAAACUGCAAAUUGCAAAAUACAACAAACAUUCUUUUAUAUAUAUACAUAUAAAUAUUAUCUACAAACGUUUAAAUGGAAAACGGAAUACUUACUUCCAUAAUUAUACAUAAAGGCUAAGAUAAAGAAAUAACAAACAUUACUCGAGCUAAAAACACGUAGCUUCGGAUGCCAACUUCAGAUAUGUAGCGCCGCUGGUGCCAAUCUAACGGUCAUAACAACACAACAAUAUUAAUAACAAGUAACGAAUAAACAAUGAACUGAAUACGUAUUGAAAAUUUUUAAAUACAAAUUUAAUGUAGUAGUAAAUAAUACUAAAAUGAUGACAGUGAAAAUGAUAUCCCACAAAACACACACACUCACUAAAAUUGCCGAUGUUUUCAUGUUAAUUUACAUACCCAAGUAUGUAUGUAUACAUUAUGCUAAACAACGCGAAAAAACACUGGCAAAGUAAAUAGUACGUUAUCUGAAGAAUGAAUGCAACGCGUUGUACGAGUAGUUCAUGUUAAUGUCGCUUUGUGUAGGUGCAAACAAGCAAACGUUUCAUAUUUCGAAAAUAUCUCGCGAAGUUGAACCUUCGUACUAUAAAUUUAUUAAAAAAUUCGUAUUAGAUAAAAACUAAAUAAAUAAAUACAUACAUAUAAAAUAUUUAAGUGUAAUAUAACGUUGCUCGCUCCAUGAAUCUACACAAUACACAUAAUAUAUACAAAAUUGAGGAAAUUAUAUGUUCAAACCGAUCAUACGAUGUUCGCUGUAUUUAUAUUACAUCUACUAUAGACAUAGUUUACUAUAACAAAAACAAAAACAAAAACACAAAACUUGGACAAUUAGUAUAAUUAUCGACAUACACACAUAGUUUUAGUUGAAAAUGUAUAUUUUUUGUGCUUUAUUUUGACUAAAAGGAACACUUUUCGUAGGUUAUUUUCAGGUAGUUAAACAGUUAAACAAGCAAGCAAGCAAGUCUCUCGUACAAAAUUUGCCAAUAUGUAUUAUUUUUGUGUAUUUAACUUUAUAAAUCGCUGCAUACAAAUUCUCAAAUUCUAUAGUUCCUUAACAUAUCGCAGUCGUUGUAAGAUAAUUUCCCAUUUUGUAGACAAAGCAUUUUUAGACGGACUGCGACAAACAAAACGAAAACUGAAUACUUCAUUGAAUCUGUUAAAUCCAUUAUAUAUAUAUAUAUAUAUUUAUAUAUGCUUUUGAUACGAAACAUUUUUAAAACACAUAACCACAUAAAUGAGCGAAUCGUUUGUAAUUGAAUGAUAACGCCAAAUUUAUCAUUCGAUUUUUUUAUACACACAUACGCAUGUACAAGCGCAUACAUACAUAUGUUAAGUAUAUGUUUUAAUUUCUAUUACUUAAAUGCAUUUUUAUUUCUUUUGCACGUACACACCGUUCUGUGUGAUUUAUUUAUAACGUAUACUUCUACAUAUACAUACAUAUAGACAUACAUACAUACAUGCAUACAUAGUUAUAGCGCGAUUUAAGUGCAUUCAUGCGACCAUUCAUUAAUAUUAUAUGUACUAAAUAGCAAAUAUCUCAACAAUUUGUAAAGCAAAUAUAAUAUGAAAACAAUGAAAAACCAGAAUAAGAAAAACUAAACACAAAUUCGAUUAUAUACCAGAAGAGAACUGCUUUCUAAAUGUUACUAUUACUAUUAUAUAAUAUACAUAAUCUGAUAAUAUUGUAUCAAACGUGAAUAAAACCAAUGAAAUGAACGAAUAAAAUCAUUCAUGGAUUGUAAGAGAUUAAAACUAAAAAAAAAAAAUAUUGUACUAAACUUAACUGUUAAUAUAUACAUACAUACAUGUACACGCGAUUAGAUCGACGCAGCGUUGGUGAGCUCCGAAUGCGAAUGUAAAUGAAUUCGGCCGGAAUAUUUAGCAAAGUAUACUAAGUAACGGAAAUUCUGAGAUUCGAAUAUUGGAAGCUUCUUCAAAUAAGUAGUGCGUAAGUAAAGUAACACUAAAUGGCAUAGUAAAUCGAAUACUUGCAGUUCAUGUCUUCAUUACAGUUAUAAAUACAUUUAAUUUACUGGUGAUUUGAGAAAUCAAAAAAAUGGUAGAAACAGCAAGUGCACAAGACAAGGCAGAAUUUUAUUUCAAUGAACUGGCUGAAUUAGAGACUCAACAAAAGAAAACAGAAGAAUCAAUUUGACUUUUUCCUAACGGUCUUCAAAAGUAAUGCUAAUAGACACUGUUGCGGAAUAGGAUAUGGACAUUAAAAGAACGUGUCUUCCAGAGCCACUUAUUGUGAUGGAUGUUGCAGUAAAAUUUGAAUAUUUUUUAACGUUGACACAAUUUAAUUUUUAUUUUUUGAGUUUGCAUUCAGCCGCUUUUCGAAUUAUUUGUCUUUGACUUGCGGACACACGACUUGUCCAAAUCUACGAUUUCCACGCGAACGCAUUCAAAACUUUCCCAGGUCGUCGGUUUGAAAUUUCGAACUGCAGCGCGUUUUUGUUUCAAGUGUCAAGUAUUCGGCAAGAAGUCUGCAAAUAGUAAAAUUGUUUUAGCGUUACCACAUAAACAAAUACAAAUAUACAUAGGAUAUAGUGAAUGCAUUACAUACAAAUGGAGCUUGGAUUUGUGCAGAAGUGUAUGCAUUGCAUGGAAAUACAGUUGUGAGUAAAAAAGAAAACCAAACUAGUGUAUAAGCUUAAAUAAAUGUAGUUUACAUAAGCACAGUGAAGCAAAACAGAGGCGCUCUAUAAAUCAGUUGAGAGAUGACUCUAGAAAUCGAAAUGGAACAUGUGCAUAUAAGCAUAUAAUGAACGUUCGAAAGUCAAGCGUCGCCAAGUGUUGAAAACAAAUACCAAUAAAUUGUGUGUACCAAGUGUGUACAAAGAUUUCGGAGGCGUUUACCCACUUUGUUUGCUUUCAGUAUUUUAUUUUUGCAUCCAUGGCGUACUAGACAUAUUGUUGUUGUAUACUACUUACAUAUAUUAUUUUUUCUUGAGUGAUGAUAACUGCAACAACAAAAAAUAUAGAUUAAACAAAUAACUGUCACAUCCUUGUUUAUAUUGUAAUAGAUGUAUGUAUCUAAUACCACUAAACACGCUUAAAAUCUAAGUAAUUGAAUAAGUUUUUAAUUUAAACAAAUACAGUAUAAGAGAAUAACGAAAAACCAAACAAAAACAAAGCGAUGAUUUUUUACAAUUGACAUUUAAUUGAUAAUUUAGUAAUAAAUAAUAAAGUGUUGAAUAUACAUACAUACAUACGAAGAAUCUAAUUAAUGACUAAACGAAGAAGGAUUAAAUGCAAAAUAAUAAAGAAUAUGAAUAUUCAAGAAGAUAUACAAACACAAGACUAUCUAAAUUCAUAUGUACAUACGAGUACUUACAUAUGUGGCAGCAAAAUUGACAAGUAGCUAAAAGGCACAAGACGACACUGAGCGUUGCAUUUCAAGAUACAAAUAAGUAAUUCAGCAUUUCGGAAGUAAAACGAUUUCAAAAGUAAAGUAAAAAAUGUAAUAACUGGCAUACAUGCAAUCCAAUUACACACACACACAUAUGGUAAUGCAAAAGCAAAAUAGACCGAAAAUGAAAUAAAGCCAACAAAAAGUUUAUGUAAAAUAAAACAACAAGAAAUGUGUAUAUUUCAGCAUAAUAAUGGGUUGGGGAAGUUUCUGCAACGCGACCCGAUGAACUUUUUCGAGCUGCCAAGCAAAUACACGUCGCUUAUGUUGCCCAAAGGGAAUCUGAUUUAGCCGAACAACCUAAAGAAUUUAUUUUUCAACGAUCUGCUUUAAGCUACGAGAGUCAAGUAUAGUUUGGUUUAAUCCAUUUUUGCUUUCUUAUGUUAAACAUGUAUUUGAAUUUCUGCAGAUGUAAGUUGAGCAAACUCUAAUCCAGCCCCGAAUGAUGUAUUCGUACUCAUUUAUUACCAUGUGGAGUAUCAGUGCUUUUUUAUAAUCAGCAAUGAUAGUUAUAGUGACUUUUCCAUGCAUGCUAUUGGAAUCGGGUUUUGCGAUUGUUUGAAUUUUAAGGCAGCUGAACCAGGUCUAGGAGAAUACGUUGUAUUCAGUUAUUUGCUCUUCUGUCAGCAGGUUUCAGGUGAAAUUUGAAUAUUCGGUCUACCGUUAAACGCAGGAAGUCUUCUAACCAAUGAAGCACAGUUUUAGGCGUAAAUGAAGUACAUGAAACAAACCGAAAUUGGCUAAAACAGUUAAAUUCAACUUAAAGCUUUGCACUUGUCGGAAAGCUCAUCGAUAGACUUCGCAUGGUGCAUAAACAGUAAAUUUUACCGCGCGUAAAAUUCUGAUAUCUCCAUCGACUAUACUCGCGUAAAUUCAAGCAAACUUAAUGCAAGCGCUGCAGAGGAAGGCACACUGAAUUCAUACAUAUUUACGAGUUCGUGGAUACGAGAGCAUUUCGCAAUUGGUCACAAACGGAAUGUGUGACAGAAAAGCAAAAACGAUAAUCGAAGAAACACAAAUAUAAUCUAACUCCAACAACAAACGUCGAAUAUACGCAAAAAGCGAACAAUUAUAGAAACAAAGCCAAAUUACUUAUUUCGCGAAAAAAUACAGUGAACCAGCACCAUAAAAUAUAUGUACAUAUGCAUAUUGUACGAGGCUUAUAAAGCAAACGAAAGUCAACAUAAUAAAUAAACAGAACAGAAACGAGAAUUCUGCAACGCUCAGUGUUUCCCUUUUGCUGAGUUUCGAUACGUGCUAUCGUAUUGCGAUAUAAAAGUGCAUAUAGAUUGGCAUUGCAUCUCAACGUGUGCAGCUUGUAAGCAGUAAAUACAUACAGACACACAUAGGCGCAUCGUGACCAGCGCAUCCUUUCCGAACUCGCAGCAAUUCAACCGGUGGCCUUGCUCCGUUGUACUCGCACAACGUUCAUCCUUUCACAACGUUUAAGACACAAACUA
Messenger RNA from Zeugodacus cucurbitae (melon fly), 8780 nucleotides. RefSeq names its product protein enabled (gene ena). The coding region runs from base 630 to 3749 and encodes 1039 amino acids. The record is from RefSeq and is a predicted model, not a curated record. The transcript is spliced from 11 exons. Lineage: Eukaryota; Metazoa; Arthropoda; Insecta; Diptera; Tephritidae. Gene Ontology annotation, molecular function: SH3 domain binding.